Molecule: messenger RNA, 2798 nt
Organism: Mercurialis annua (annual mercury)
Lineage: Eukaryota; Viridiplantae; Streptophyta; Magnoliopsida; Malpighiales; Euphorbiaceae
Product: pentatricopeptide repeat-containing protein At3g26782, mitochondrial
Exons: 2
Coding region: 170-2101 (643 amino acids)
Biological process (GO): RNA modification
Molecular function (GO): RNA binding; zinc ion binding; protein binding
Source: RefSeq, a predicted model, not a curated record
GUCGGUGUUAAAUUAAAAAAAAUUGUUUUUCAUAAGAAGAACAAAACUUCUAAUGCAUAUAAACUCAAUAAUUUAGCUCAAAUGGUAUAAACGCUAACAGCAAUUUGCUAACUCGUGAGUUCAAUUCUUCCCGCAAGCGUUUUCAUCGCUAAUUAUCAAAAAAUAGAAAAUGAAGAAUCCAAUACCCAAUUCCAUCUCUAACCUUCAGACAUGGUUCAGUAAAUACUUCGACAAGUCCAAUGUCUUCUCAUGGAACUCACUCAUUGCCGAGUUGGCUCGUAACGGUGACUCAACCGAGUCUCUCCGAGCUUUCUCUUCAUUGCGGAAGCUCGACCUUCAACCAACUCGCUCUACUUUUCCUUGCGCAAUCAAAGCAUGUUCGUCUCUGCUUGAUCUUAACUCGGGGAAACAAACCCAUCAACAAGCGUUGGUUUUUGGGUUCGAGUCAGAUCUCUUUGUAUCAUCAGCUUUGAUUGUUAUGUAUUCGAAAUGUGGCCAAUUAUGUGAUGCGCGCAUACUGUUCGACGAAAUUCCUCACAGAAAUAUUGUGACGUGGACGUCUAUGAUUACUAGCUAUGUCCAAAAUGACAAUGCCCGUGAAGCGUUAUUGUUAUUUAAGGAGUUUUUGAUUGAAGAUAGUGAAAGAAAUGGCGAUAAUGCCGAGGUUUUUAUGGAUUCGGUUGCUAUGGUUUCGGUUUUGUCUGCGUGUUCUCGUGUUUCCGAGAAGGGAGCGACUGGGGGUGUUCAUGGUUAUGUGGUGAAGAGGGGAUUGGAUAAAGAUGUGGGGAUUGAGAAUACUUUGUUGGAUGCAUAUGCGAAAUGCGGUGAAGUGGGUGUUUCUAGAAAGGUGUUUGAUGGUAUAGUUGAGAAGGAUGCUGUUUCUUGGAACUCUAUGAUUGCUGUUUAUGCACAAAAUGGCUUAUCCAGUGAAGCUUUUGAAGCUUUUCGUGGAAUGAUAAUGGAUAGUUGUGUUAAAUACAAUGCGGUUACUUUAUCUACUUUGUUGUUAGCUUGUGCACAUUCUGGAGCUCUUCGUUUAGGGAAAUGCAUACAUGAUCAGGUAAUAAGGACGGGAUUGAACAACGUGAUUGUGGGCACGUCUCUAAUAGAUAUGUAUUGCAAAUGCGGGCGGGUGGAAAUGGCAAGAAAGAUAUUUGAUGAUAUGAAGGAGAAGAAUGUGAAGUCGUGGACUGCUAUGGUUGCUGGCUACGGAAUGCAUGGUUGUGCAAGAGAAGCUCUGGAUGUAUUUUACAAGAUGAUAGAGACUCGGGUCAAACCAAAUUAUAUAACUUUUGUUUCAGUGUUAGCUGCUUGUGGUCAUGCUGGUUUGCUAGAUGAAGGCCGGUAUUGGUUCAAUGCGAUGAAUCAUCAAUUCAAUGUAGAACCUGGGGUUGAGCACUAUAGUUGCAUGGUUGAUCUUUUUGGUCGUGCUGGCUAUCUAAACGAAGCUUAUAAUUUGAUAAAAAAGAUGAAGGUGAAGCCUGAUUUUGUAUUGUGGGGUUCUCUUCUUGCAGCUUGCCGAAUUCACAAAAAUGUGGAACUCGCAGAGAUUUCUGCAAGGGAACUAUUUGAGCUUGAUCCAAAUAACUGUGGGUAUUAUAUCUUACUUUCAAACAUAUAUGCUGAUGCAGGAAGAUGGAGAGAAGUUGAAAGGAUGAGAGUGCAUAUAAAAGAUCACGGACUAGUUAAACCACCGGGAUUCAGUUUGGUUGAACUCAAGGGUAGAGUGCAUGUAUUCUUGGUUGGAGAUAAAGAGCAUCCCCAGAUUGAGAAAAUCUACAGGUUUUUGGAGGAACUAAUAGUGAAACUUCAGCAAUCUGGCUAUUUACCUAAUAUGUCAUCGGUACUUCAUGAUGUCGAUGAGGAAGAAAAGGAAAUGACCCUACGAGUUCAUAGCGAGAAAUUGGCAGUUGCCUAUGGAGUUAUGGAUUCGUUUCCUGGUUCAACCAUUCACAUCCUUAAAAAUCUUAGGGUUUGUGGCGACUGUCACACUGUGAUUAAGCUAAUUACGAAGGUUGUCGAUAGGGAAAUUGUUGUAAGAGACUCGAAACGUUUUCAUCACUUCAAGAAUGGUUUGUGUUCAUGUGGAGAUUAUUGGUAACAUCUAUUGAAGCAAUUCUAUAUGCAUUAUAAAAUACGGAGUCAUUGUUAUCAUGAUGAAGUAUACGAAAAAGCUUUCGUGUUGAGGAUUUGAAGUUACGAACAACCUAUAUCGAAGAGCUUACCAGAGAACAUUCUUUUUAGUUUUGACAUUUGCUUACCUUUGCCGCCGCUUUUUGAGCAUCUCAUACAAGUUUGGAGUUCUCUGUUUUCCCCCUUGAGAUGUUUUAUCUGUGACCGGAGCCUGUUAAUUGUGAUUUUCUUCUCAAUAUUUCGCUUGGCCAGCUCAGCUUGUUGCUGCAGAUUAUCCUCCAUGAGCUUUGUAACUUGAGAGUUGAGAUCAGACCAUGUAUUCCCCUGCUCAGAAUCAUCUUCUCGGAUAUCACCUGCUGUAUCCUGAUGCCGAGUCAAGCUGUAAUCAUGGUCUGUCAAUUCUUUUUCCAGCUGCUUCAGGUAUUCAAAUUCAAUGUCCGUGUCGGGUUCUCCAAAAAUUGCAUUCAGACAAGAACCAGAAAUCUCCAGUUUACGAUCACCACAACUUUCGACAAUUUUUUUACUAGUGUUCGAAGAUGAAGGUACUGAUCCUGAUCCUAAUCCUGACCCCGAAUCAGAUUCAGGAUCUAAUUUUGACAUCAAGCCAUCAUAUUUUUCAGCUAAAGAACAGUAUUCAUUAUUAAAUUCUUCAAGCAUUUGUAAAA